Molecule: messenger RNA, 2055 nt
Organism: Prunus avium (sweet cherry)
Lineage: Eukaryota; Viridiplantae; Streptophyta; Magnoliopsida; Rosales; Rosaceae
Source: RefSeq, a predicted model, not a curated record
GCCCUCAACUUUUUGUUGCCCCCAUUCUUAGCUUCCCCAUUGGCUGAGCUCCAAGCCCUCUGAGCUAUCUCUUUUGUCUUUCUCUGGAGAAAAGAGAAAACAAACAAAGAGCACCACUCUCCCAUAACCAAAUAACCCAAAAGCUUUUCAACAAAACAAAAAAGAAAAAGAAAAACAAUAAUCUUAAUAAUAAAGAGAAAGUAGCAGUGAGAGAGUAAUAGAGUAGAGCCAGCCAUCACUACUACUACUACCCAGAAAAAAAAAAAAAACAAAAAGAAAGCAAAGAGGGCCAAUUAGGGCUCCGUCGGAAAGUUGAACCCAAAAAGGUAACGCCCUCUAAGCUUUUCUCUCUCUUACCACCACACGUACCCACUUGGUGCUCUCAGUGCUUUCCAUUAUCCGCCAUUUGGAGCUAGAGGAAGCAAAUGGUUUAAAAAAAUUCUGGGUUUUGGUUAGUACUGGGUCGGAGCCGUGCUCUGCUUCUUCUUGUGUUGCUCGAGCUUUCAAGAUUGUGAGUUUCAGAGAUUUUGCUUUUUGUGCCUUUGUUCAAGUUUUGGGGAUUUGGGUAUUGCUUUUGAAAUUGCUUUUUCUGCUGAAUUUGAAGCUUUUUGUCACCAGUUAUCAGUUAUGGCGGUUUUGUGUGGUAUAAUUGAGCUAGCUGUAAUCGUCGUUGGGCCAUGGAAUCUAGGGUUUUGAUGACCCAAGGUUCUUUUAAUAAUUGAACAACCCCAAAGCAGUGAUUUUGUGGGAUCAAGAAAGAAAGCGUUGGCUAUACGCGAUGUGGAAUUUCAAUUCGUUCAGAAAAAAUUUCCGUUGAUUUGAAUUGCUUAGUUGAUUGUAUGCUGUCCUUUGUUAGAGAGAUUGGGAUUUAAUUGUGGAAAAAUAGAAGGAAAUGGCGAUGGAGUCCAACACGGGGUUUCACCACGACGAAACUUUCGGGUACGGUUUGAACCGACACGCGAUAUCAUUCCAGUCUGGGGCCAUAAACAGCACCUCGGGUAUGAUUCCGAUGGGGAAUUACUUUGGGACGGAUGGGGGCAUGAUGUUCUCUGCGAAUUCGGGUAUCAUUAACAACAACGCUGUAAUUAGUCAAUCUGGGAAUUCAUCAGGUUCUCUACUUCUCGAUUCGGUGCCCGGGCUCAAGCACGACACAGGCUUAGCUGUUGAGUGGUCUGUGGAGGAACAAUUCAAAUUGGAGGAUGGCCUUGUCAAAUAUGCCGAGGAACCAAGUAUUAUGAGGUACAUAAAGAUUGCGGCAACAUUGCGUGAUAAAACUGUGCGUGAUGUUGCUUUGAGGUGUAGAUGGAUGACGAGAAAGCGUAGGAAACCUGAAGAACAUAUUAUGGGAAAGAAGGGGAACAUUAGGAAGGAUAAACUGGUGGAGUCUUCCUCAAAGACAAACAUACUGUCAGCUCCACCACUAGACAUGGCUGCAUAUUCUCUUAUGGUGCACCAUAUGGACCAUAAUGAGCGUUUGCAUUGUGAAGGAAUAAGUGGCACAGCCAAGCAUCUGUUGGAGCAAAAUGCUCAAGCUUUUAGUCAAAUCACAUCUAAUCUUUCUACAUACAAGUUACAGGAAAACAUUGACCUCUUCUGCCGCACGAGGAACAAUAUAACUUCAAUCCUAAAUGACAUGAGAGGUAUGCCUGGCAUAAUGAGCCGAAUGCCACCAUUGCCUGUAUCCAUUAAUGAGGAUCUUGCUAAUAGUAUCUUGCGUAAUACAACUUAGACAAAUCAAGGUCCUGAAUCCUGAUGGACUGCCUCAUUGUCUGAGCGCAAAGUGUACAAGUUGGGAAGCAGAGUUGCAAAUAUCUGACAAGGCCCUACGCAGAGCCUCCUCAAUUCAAAUCUUGGUCUCAAUAUGUCAUUUGAUCGUGUAGUGCUCCAUCCCCUGGCAGCAUGUGUCAUGUCUAAAUACAUAUUAUGUACCCUUACUCUCAUUUGUGCAGAAAAUAAGUGAUAUAUAAAUAUAGUUGGAGCUGCAGGCACUUUUUUUUCCUUUUUUCUUUUUCCUUCUCUUGUAAAUUUCAAUUUAUAAUUGCUAAUUGUACCACU